AGAAGACAGUUUGAGUAUGGUGCUCCGGUGUCGUGCUAAACCGUUAGGGUUGCCAUCAUUCCUGUGCUUACAAAGGGACAGGCGCUCACUCUCCUGACGACUUCUGGGGGCAGAUUCUAUGAUCAGCCUGUUUUUGGGGGGUGACCGAGUCCUUCCUGUAGGUUAAACGGCCUGCCCAAAUUUGGCAGGGCUGGCAAAUGGAACUGGGCUAGUGUCAGUAUAUUCUAUGUAGGCCUGCCCACCAGGUCCUACUCAGGGAUGCUUGGAGCCCAGUCUUGUCAACAACUGUCUCUGUGCACUUGAAUCCUUAGGGCCCCCUCCACUCUUUCAAUGCCUGCUUCCCCUUCGCCCGGCGCGACAAUAUGAGUCUCCCUGGCCCAUUCAGGCAGGAAUGCCAACCAUGCACCCGUGGGCCUGUCCUGUUGAAGGCAUGUCAUGCCAAUACCCCUUCCCGCCCCCUUUGGCUUCUAUAAACAAGCCGGGCAGAGGCUCUAGAGAAGCCAGGCUGCUGCAGCAGCGCCUUCCUGCUCUCGUCACCCUCCAGCCAAGGGACAGGAAAGGCCAUGGGGCAGGUGCUCUUCUGUACACCCAAAGAGCUCCUCGGCUCCACGAAGAGACUCAACAUCAACUACCAGGAUGCCGAUGGGUUCUCUGCUCUCCACCAUGCUGCCUUGGGGGGCAGCCUGGAGCUCAUAGCCUUAUUGCUGGAGGCUCAGGCCACCGUCGACAUCAAAGACAGCAAUGGCAUGCGUCCCCUACACUAUGCAGCCUGGCAGGGCCGGCUGGAGCCUGUGAGGCUGCUCCUGCGGGCUUCCGCGGCUGUCAAUGCUGCCUCGCUGGACGGCCAGAUCCCUCUGCACCUGGCUGCACAGUAUGGGCAUUAUGAGGUGUCAGAAAUGCUUCUCCAGCACCAGUCAAACCCGUGCCUAGUCAACAAGUUGAAGAAGACACCCCUAGACCUAGCCUGUGAAUUUGGGCGGCUCAAGGUGGCCCAGCUGCUUUUGAACAGUCACUUAUGCGUGUCACUGCUGGAGGGAGAGGCAAAGGACCCGUGUGACCCCAACUACACCACACCCCUGCACUUGGCUGCCAAGAAUGGCCACAGAGAAGUCAUCAGGCAGCUCUUGAAAGCUGGUAUUGAGAUCAAUCGCCAGACCAAGACAGGCACCGCCCUCCACGAGGCUGCGUUAUACGGCAAAACCGAGGUGGUGCGGCUGCUCCUAGAGGGAGGCGUGGACGUCAACAUCCGGAACACAUACAACCAGACGGCGCUGGACAUCGUGAAUCAGUUCACCACCUCCCAGGCCAGCCGGGAGAUCAAGCAGCUUCUUCGGGAGGCUUCGGGGAUCCUGAAGGUUCGAGCGCUUAAGGAUUUCUGGAACCUUCAUGACCCCACCGCUCUCAACGUCCGGGCAGGAGACGUCAUCACGGUGCUUGAACAGCAUCCCGAUGGCCGCUGGAAGGGCCACAUCCAUGAAAGCCAAAGGGGCACAGACCGUGUAGGCUACUUCCCCCCGGGCAUCGUUGAGGUGGUCAGCAAGCGGGUGGGCCUGCCUGUCGCCCGUCUCCCCUCUGCACCUACCCUGCUGCGGCCAGGCUUCUCCCGGAUGUCACAGCCCUCUGCUGACGACCCCCUGCAGUCUCUCACCUACGGCCAGCUCCCUCGGGUGGGCCUCAGCCCAGACAGUCCAGCAGGUGACAGGAACAGCGUGGGCAGCGAGGGCAGUGUGGGCAGUAUCCGCAGUGCUGGCAGUGGGCAGAGUUCUGAAGGCACCAAUGGCCAUGGCACUGGCCUCCUUAUUGAGAACGCUCAGCCACUGCCCUCUGCCAGUGAGAACCAGGUACUGUCGGGCCUGCACACCCCAUCCCUGCCAGACAACCUGAGCCACCGCCCACUGGCCAGUUGUCGCUCUGGGGAGACCUUCACCCAGGACGUGAGGCCUGAGCAGCUGCUGGAAGGGAAGGACGCACAGGCCAUUCAUAACUGGCUAAGUGAAUUCCAGCUGGAAGGCUACACCACCCACUUCCUGCAGGCUGGCUACGAUGUGCCGACUAUCAGUCGAAUGACACCCGAGGAUCUGACGGCCAUUGGGGUGACCAAACCUGGGCACCGGAAGAAGAUCGCCUCGGAGAUUGCCCAGCUCAGCAUUGCUGAGUGGUUGCCCAACUAUAUCCCGGUGGACUUGCUGGAGUGGCUGUGCGCGCUGGGGCUGCCCCAGUAUCACAAACAGCUGGUGAGCAGUGGCUACGACUCCAUGGGGCUGGUGGCCGAUCUCACCUGGGAGGAGCUGCAGGAGAUCGGCGUGAGCAAGCUGGGGCAUCAGAAGAAGCUCAUGCUCGGUGUGAGGAGGCUGGCAGAACUUCGGCGCGGCCUGCUGCAUGGGGAGGCCCUGGGUGAGGGCGGACGCCGGCUGACCAGGGGUCCAGAGCUGAUGGCCAUUGAAGGCCUGGAGAAUGGGGACGGUGCAGCUACGACUGGCCCUCGCCUCCUCACCUUUCAGGGCAGUGAGCUGAGCCCAGAGCUACAGGCAGCUAUGGCAGGGGGUAGCCCAGAACCGCUCCCCCUCCCCCCUGCCCGUUCUCCCAGCCAGGAAAGCAUUGGUGCACGCUCACGGGGAUCUGGUCACUCACAGGAGCAGCCUGUCUCCCAGCCCAGUAUUGGUGACCCCGGUGCCCCACAGGAGAGGAACCUUCCAGAGGGUACAGAGCGCCCCUCUAAGCUUUGCUCCCCACUCCCUACCCCUUACGUCUUUAUGUGUCCACAGAGUUCACCCUCUAGCCCAGCCCCAGGGCCACCUCCUGGUGCUCCCCGGGCCUUCUCCUACUUGGCUGGCUCCCCUGCCGCUCCUCCAGACCCACCUCGGCCCAAACGCCGGUCCCACAGCCUGAGCCGCCCUGGUCCUGCCGAGGGGGAGGCUGAGGGGGAGGCUGAAGGGCCAGUGGGCAGUGCCUUGGGCAGUUAUGCCACCCUUACUCGGAGACCAGGACGCAGCACCCUGGCCCGGACUAGCCCUAGCCUGACCCCAACUCGAGGGACCCCCCGAAGCCAGUCCUUUGCCCUCCGUGCCCGGCGUAAGGGUCCCCCGCCCCCACCUCCCAAGCGCCUCAGUUCAGUCUCUGGCCCCACGGAGCCACCUUCAGUAGAGGGAAGCCCAGGACCCAAGGAAGGGACCACAGGUCCCCGGAGAAGAACACUGAGUGAGCCUCCUGGCCCCUCAGAGCCCCCUGGCCCUUCUGCCCUGACUGGCCCUGUGUCGGACACGGAAGAGGAGGAGCCUGGGCCUGAGGGGACACCCCCAUCUCGGGGCAGCUCAGGAGAAGGGUUACCGUUCGCAGAGGAAGGGAACCUGACUAUCAAGCAACGGCCCAAGCCAGCUGGUCCCCCACCGCGGGAGACACCUGUACUCCCUGGCCUUGACUUCAACCUCACAGAGUCAGAUACUGUCAAACGGAGGCCCAAAUGUAAAGAGAGAGAGCCACUCCAGACUGCACUGCUGGCCUUUGGGGUAGUGGGUGGUGACACCCCGAGCCCCUCCACUCCCCUGUCCUCCCAGGCCCCCUGUGAAUCCCCUGCUUCCUCUAACCCUCCACGGUCUGAGCCUAGCAGCCUUCCACCUCAAGGGACUCCAGCCCCAAAUCCUGGCCCCAAAUCUCAACCCCCCGGGCACCAAGGAACCUCUGUGGGGCCAGCUCUGGCAACAGGCAAUCGGCUGGGUGUGGAGACAGAGUCUCCAGCUGCCCCUGCUGCCCUCCUCAAAGCACCUGGAGCAGGAACAACUCCCAAGCCUGUGUCUGUGGCCUGCACUCAGCUGGUGUUUUCUGGCCCUAAGCUGGCUCCCCGGCUCGGCCCCCGCCCGGUGCCCCCUCCAAGGCCUGAGAGUACUGGGCCUGUGUGUCCAGGCCAGGCCCAGCAGAGACUGGAGCAAACCAGCUCAUCUUUGGCAGCUGCACUGAGGGCUGCCGAGAAGAGCAUUGGCACGGAGGAGCGAGAGGGUCCUACAGCAACCUCAACCAAGCACAUUCUGGACGACAUCAGCACCAUGUUUGAUGCUCUGGCUGACCAGCUGGACGCCAUGCUGGACUGAGCAAGACUGGCUUGUGACCCUGCUUCCCAUGGUACCCACAGUGGCCUGCCAGCGUUCACCACUUGUGGCCCAGCAUGGAAGACUCUGCCACCCGAGGGACCGGAAGAGGGUUGGGUGGGCUGGAGCAUCUACUCUUCCACAGCAGAGACCCUCCCGAGGCUUCAGGCAGUAGUUGUCAGAACCUGACUGAGGGGCCUCAGCUGUGUGGGAGGAAAGCCCCUCCCGUGUGCAGCUGACUGUACAGCUUCGGCCCCUGGACAGGGACCCUGAUAAGAGCACUCUCCUCUAGGAGAAGGUGACGGCCGGGCUCUGUGGAUGUCUGCAGCACCCACUGAGCUGCUCCCGGGCUCCGUGAGGCUGUGAGGAGGCUGCACACUUGCCUGGCCCCCUCCGUCGAGUGUACAUAGGACAUGUAAAUACACGGCAGGGGCAUGCCUUCCUGCCAGUGGCCAUGGCCUUGUCACCUCCUGCCCGUCUGCACAUCCCACACGGGAAGGCAGUGCUGGCCAGGGUCAGAGGCAGUGCGAUUAACAAAUCCCCAAGGCCCAAACCUUUACACCUGUAUAUAAUAUUUUUGAAGCAGAGAGAAAUGCAUAUAUUUUAAAUGGAAUUUAUUCUAUCUAUUAACUGCCUGAGAGAAUGCAGUGGGGAACGCCUUCGGACCACAGACGAACCCUCUGCCCACCUCCUGCUGGAGGACCCAACUGGUCCAGUCCCGGGCUCUGUAACUAUUAACCUCCUCCCCAACUAACACCAAUGAAGUGUCACCCACAUGA
This is a messenger RNA of Mesocricetus auratus (golden hamster), 4861 nucleotides long. RefSeq names its product CASK interacting protein 2 (gene Caskin2). Gene Ontology annotation, molecular function: protein binding. The transcript has 19 exons. The record is from RefSeq and is a predicted model, not a curated record. NCBI's taxonomy places the organism in Eukaryota, Metazoa, Chordata, Mammalia, Rodentia, Cricetidae. Bases 564 to 4085 code for a protein of 1173 amino acids.